AACCACCGCCGCGAGAGGGCGCCGCGCCGCGCUCGCGUCCCUCCGAACACGUGCAUACGUCGUUGUAUUAUACUUUCGUGAGUUUUAUUACUUGAACGGUGUAAACACUGGAUUCAAAAAUGGGUUAACACUAAUAAUGAAAUGAUAAAUGAAAUAGUGAGAUAAUGAAGUAGCAUUUUAUUGUGUGGGUACGUGUAAGUGUCACAAAAAUGGAUGACAGUUCCCCUGACCUGUCGCUAAAGUUGCGACGGGGCUCGAGCGAUUCGAGGGAGUCCUUCUACAUGGAUUUCGCGCAAGGGAUCGACUCAGAUAUUGAAGAAGUGACGACAAUCGAGCGAAUAAUUCCUGAACACCCUGGCGGGCGGGAUGGCGACGCGGACACCCUCGCGACGCCUUCCGGACUUGACGACAAAGAUCUCGCGCAAUACUGCUACUCCAUACCGGCGAAUAACAUGUCCGGUGGCUCGCAUGUAUCAAGAGGGACAUUUGGCGGAGCGGAGUCCGAGAUAUCAGGGGGUAGUGCUCCCCCACUGCCCAGCCCGGCGUCAGCGGGCGCUGCGCUGGUAUCUCCGGAGACGCUGAGCCGGCAUAGCAGCCCUCCGCCGCUCCCCGCGCACCCCUCACACCACCAACCCGCACCAUCUUGUUCAUCGCAUCGAGUACAUCUAGAGUCGCCGUUAAGGUAUCUUAAAUUUUAA
Messenger RNA from Papilio polytes (common Mormon), 698 nucleotides. RefSeq lists its product as uncharacterized. NCBI's taxonomy places the organism in Eukaryota, Metazoa, Arthropoda, Insecta, Lepidoptera, Papilionidae. The transcript is spliced from 3 exons. The coding region runs from base 210 to 698 and encodes 162 amino acids. The record is from RefSeq and is a predicted model, not a curated record.